Molecule: messenger RNA, 2529 nt
Organism: Talaromyces marneffei
Lineage: Eukaryota; Fungi; Ascomycota; Eurotiomycetes; Eurotiales; Trichocomaceae
Exons: 2
Coding region: 1-2529 (842 amino acids)
Molecular function (GO): catalytic activity; zinc ion binding; nucleic acid binding
Source: RefSeq, a predicted model, not a curated record
AUGGUGGAGGAGCCGGCAACAACGCGCUCGGGACGCGUCGUAAUGCCCUCAACAAGGGCCCGAGAGGCCUCGGGUAGCGACAAUAUCAGCGCCGUUAGAACGUCCAAGAAAUCAAUGACCCAAGUGGAAUUAACAGCGGUAAAGAAAGCCGCUGGCCUUAUUGAGGAGAAACAGAGCGGAAAAGAUGGAAACAGGGACAUGCUUAAAAAGAUAGGCCAGUACCUAGAAAGCACCUACCAAGAGGUUAAAGGACUGAAAGAAGCCCUUAUCAAACAAGAGAUGAUGAUCAAGGAACAGUCUGAAAUGAUCCGGGAACAGAGCAAUACAAUUCAAGCGCUGCAGACCCAAGUAGAAGCAAUCCGAAGCCAAGCUACAGAAGAUUACAAGCAACUCCAGGAACAGCUAGACACUGUCGCAAGUACUCCGGCUAUGACAACAUACGCGGCUGUAGUUGAUAGACAGCCCAGUCAUCAACAGGAUACACAGCUAGUACCCCUAGCCCGUCCUACAUUAGUUAAUACGCUAUUCUGCACAAUCGACACGUCCCGGGUCGGAGAACAAGACAAAGCGAAGACCCAGAUAGCCAAUAUAAGACAACAGAUCGAAAAAGAGAUGCGUGGGAAUGAGGAAACAGAAAACUGGCGGUGUGCAGCAAUGAUCAAGGACCCAAAAACUGCAGACCGGAUCAAGGUGGUUUGCAGACAUGAAGACGAGAUGCAGCAGAUCAAAGAAGCCGCCCAAAAGAUUGAGAUACCAGGAAUAAGAAUCCUACGAAACCAGCUAUAUCCGGUCAAAAUCGACAAUGCUAACCGGACAGCAGUAUUAGAUGCAGAUGGAAAUAUCUUAUCAGGGACAGCCGAAAUCCUGGGGAAAGAAAAUAACGUCAGCAUUGCUAAGAUCUCUUGGCUUAGCAAAAAAGACUCCAACAAAGCAUAUGGAUCUAUGGUAAUAUACGUUACCAAAGCGACGGAAGCCAGACGUCUGAUAGAAGGCAACUAUUUUGAUAUAGCAGGAGAAUCCGCAUAUACUCGGGUCUUUGAACCACAAACAGGACCUGCUCAAUGUUAUAACUGCCAAGAGAUGGGGCAUAAGGCCUUUUCCUGCAAGAAGGCUCAAACCUGCGCUAGAUGUGCAAAUAAGGGACAUCAUCACAGCACCUGCCAGGAUACAAUUCUAAAAUCAUUUCGCGUACUACAACUCAAUGUGGGCAAAAGAGAUAUGAUACAACAAAGCUUAAUGAACGAUAACGAAAUUAGAGAUUAUGGAGCGAUAGCAAUAUCCGAGCCAUACGCGCGGAUGAUUGAGAAGACAAUGAUAACAAGCCCAAUGGGACACAGCUACUGGACUAAGAUGACACCCACGGAGAGACAUGAAGGAAGAUGGCCAAUCCGGAGCAUGCUAUGGGUUCGGAGCGACAUUGAGGCAGAACAGAUCCCAGUAAAAUCCUCAGAUCUGACAGCUGCGAUACUACAAUUUCCAGAUAGGGCAGUACUGGUGGCCUCAGUCUAUGUGGAGGGGAACAAUGAGGAAGCACUAAUAUCUACAACUAGGCUACUACAUAGCCUAGUGGUAGACAUACGGGGAAGAGAUGGAAAACGGAUGGAUGUUCUAAUUAUGGGAGACUUCAAUCGGCAUGACCAACUCUGGGGCGGAGACCAAAUAUCUCCAGUAAGACAGGGGGAGGCUGAUGCUUUAGUUGACUAUAUGACCGAACACUCACUCCACAGCCUUCUACCAAGAGGCACAAAGACAUGGCAUUCAGGGGAUACAGAAACAACAAUCGACUUAGUCUUAGCAUCGACGGAGCUAGCAGAAGAGAUGGUUAAAUGUGGCAUACACUAUACAAACCAUGGAUCAGACCACCAAGCUAUUGAAACAGAGUUUGAUAUAUCAGUCCCGGAUCGACCUACCACUGAGAGAUUGCUCUGGAAGAACGCGCCUUGGACAGAAAUUAGAGCUAGAGUCACUACCAGCUUACAAGGGGUUCCCCUGGACGGCUCAGUCCAGCUGCAGACGGAUCGCCUGAUGAUAGCGGUCACAGAAGCAGUCUCAAAACUUACACCAAAGGCAAAACCCUCACCAUACGCGAAACGAUGGUGGACGACAGAUCUAACGCAGCUUCGCCGUAUAUACACAUACUGGAGAAAUCAGGCUAGAUCGCGGCGUAGAGCAGGAUGUAUAAUCCAUGAGCUCGAACAACAAGCACAUAAAGCGGCAAAAGAAUAUCAUGAUGCAAUCCGGAAACAGAAGAAGAUACACUGGGAAGAUUUCCUUGCUAAUGAUGCAAAUAUAUGGCAGGCAACUAAAUAUCUAAAACCUAAUAGCAGCUCAUUCAGCGACAAAAUACCACCAUUGGUAAAGGCAGAUGGAUCUACUACCAAAGAUAAAGGAGAGCAGAUGAAAGAGUUGCUUGCUACAUUUUUCCCACCAUUACCGACGAGAAUAGAAGAUGAGGGAACUCGGCCACAAAGAGAGCCGAUACACAUGCCUGAUCUCACUAUGGAGGAGAUUGAACGAAAAAGUCUUUGA